AUGAGUAGGGAAACAAAAAAAAACUUUCAAAACAAAAGCAACAAAACGAAAGAUAGAAACAUUGCAAAGUUGCCUCCAUUCAAAAAAGAUCUGGUACAUUCAAAUGAUGAGAAGAAAAAACAGUUCGAUCAAGAAAAACCAAAAUCUUUAGAAGAAAUGAUGCUUGAUAUCGAACGACGGCAAAACGCAUUCGAACAUGAACAAAUCUUAAACGAACAAGAUCACUGCGCAUCAGAAACUGCAGAUGGACAAGAAAAAUCACGAAAAACAUUUUAUCGAGAAUUUAAAAAAGUUAUCGAUGCAUCUGAUAUAAUUAUUGAAGUACUGGACGCUCGUGAUCCAGUGGGAUGCCGUUGUUCGCAAGUUGAAGAGGUUGUUUUAACGUCAGGAAAAAAUAAAAAACUAAUUUUACUGCUCAAUAAAAUUGAUCUUAUUCCACGUGAUAAUCUUGAUAAAUGGCUAAAAUAUCUACGUAAUGAAUUUCCGACUAUUGCUUUUCGUUCGUCAACUCAAAAUCAACGUGAUCGAUUAGGUCAUAUUACAACAUCAAUAAAAGUUUGUGAUGAACAUCUAAUUAAAUCAUCAAAUAAAUGCAUUGGUGCAUCAACACUAAUGAAUCUUCUUUCGAAUUAUUGUCGAAAAAAUAAUAUUAAAACUAGUAUUACUGUAGGAAUCGUUGGAUUUCCUAAUGUUGGAAAGAGUAGUGUCAUUAAUAGUCUUAAACGCACUCAAGUUUGUCAGAGUGGCUCGACGCCUGGUUUAACAAAACAGAUGCAAACGGUUAAAUUGGAUAAAUUAAUUAAAUUGUUUGAUAGUCCCGGUAUUGUUAUGUCAAAAGACACAAAUCCAGCUAGUCUUAUUCUUCGUAAUUGUGUUCGCAUUGAAACUAUUGAUAAUCCAUUGCCAGCCAUUGAUUUAUUACUUAACCGAUGUAAAAAAGAACAAAUGAUACUUCAAUAUGAUCUCACUGAUUUUCAAGAUGUGAAUGAUUUUUUGUUGAAAAUGGCUGUUAAAAUGGGUAGUUUGAAAAAAGGUGGUGUACCUGAUAUUCAUAAAGCUGCACAACGAGUACUUUCUGAUUGGAAUAAUGGUAAAUUAACUUAUUUUACUGAACCGCCUGAACGAUUAAAUGAAAUAAUUAGUACUGAACUUGUUACACAAAUGAAAGAAGCAUUUGAUAUUGAUGCUUUAUUAAAUUAUGAAGAGGAGGAUUUAAAAGAUUUAGAAAUGAAUUCGCUUUCAGAAACAAAUCAAUCACCAUUAUUACUACCAACACCAGCUGAUCUUGAGAUGAAUGAAGAAGAAAACAAAUCUGAAAAUGAAAAUAGUAUAGCAGAAGCUAUGGAUGAAGACGAUGAAAAUCCUCAAUCGAUAAUGAAACCUGUGAAUGAAAUUCAUUUUAAAGUUCAAGCGAUGGAUAAAACAAAACGAUUAUUGAAAAAACAAACUGCUGAUUUAGUUGAUAAACAAUAUGAUGAUGAAAUUCGACAAUCAAUUCAUAGAUCUAAUCUAACUCGACAACAUGAUUUCAAAAAGAUGAAAAAAACUCAAAAGAGAUCAGAAAAAUCAAUGGACAGUCUGAGUGAUGCACUCAAUUCUAUGGUUCGAUUUUCAUCACCAGCAACUAUUAAUGAUUGUUUUGAUGAUGAAUAG
Messenger RNA from Rotaria socialis, 1653 nucleotides. NCBI's taxonomy places the organism in Eukaryota, Metazoa, Rotifera, Eurotatoria, Philodinida, Philodinidae. The record is from the annotation of a GenBank genome assembly.